This is a messenger RNA of Trachymyrmex septentrionalis, 1194 nucleotides long. RefSeq names its product MORN repeat-containing protein 5-like. The coding region runs from base 425 to 1147 and encodes 240 amino acids. Lineage: Eukaryota; Metazoa; Arthropoda; Insecta; Hymenoptera; Formicidae. The record is from RefSeq and is a predicted model, not a curated record. The transcript is spliced from 6 exons.
GUUCGGUCGCUCGGGGAGGAGAAGCCGACUCGAGACAUUCAGGCGCGCUCGGCCGCCACGGUCUCGAUCGUUCCCCAUUCAUCUCGGCCGUGCGAAUCUUCGCAGCCAAUGAUAAUAAAGUGGCGCGAUAAGCAACAAAAAGAGAAGGAUCGAGUUCCUCGCAGCGCUUAGGGCGCGAACUCCGAUUAACUUAAUCGGCGAUUAAUCCACCGAUAGAAUUAAUAGGACGGAACGGUUGAAAGAAAAUUUUCAACUAUGCAGUCGCUUUGCCUCUCUAAUUCAAUCCUUUUCUUCUUUUUCCAUAUACGUGAAGUGAUAAAAAGUUAAUAAUGUUCUAUCCACUUGUCCUACUUAACGGAAUGACAGAUCGACGGAAUUGGAGUCAAUCUUAACAGCUACAGAAGCGUGACGCAUCACGUCGGGCAUGACGAUGGAAAACGAUGACGAAAAGGCAGACGAAAUAGAAAUGCGAGAAAUUCAAUUUGUCACCGGGAGCAGCUACGAAGGAACGUGGAAUGCGAUUGAAAAGACAGGCAUCGGCAGAUACGUCACGCCUUACAAAGUCGUGUUAGAGGGAGAAUUCCGGAACGGCAUGCUUCAUGGUCGUGGAAGUAUGUAUUGGCCACGUGGACAAAGAAUGGAUGCUGUUUGGUAUCGCGGAAAAAUGAAGCAAAGGCGCUAUACGUUCGCAGACGGUUUAUCGUAUCGAGAAAACGAUUGGGAUUAUUGCGCAUAUCCCGAUAGGCGAUUUUAUAACUGCGUGGUGAAUGGACUGAAACCAGCCGGAGAAGUACUGAAAACCAAUGUCCAGCCCACUAAGAUUAUUCCUCCGUACUGCUACGACACCGGUGCUGGAAUGUUCGAUCCACAUAGUAAUUGCGUAAUGUCGUAUCGCAAAUGCAUAAAAGUGAUCAAGAUUCCAACGGCGACAGAAAGUGCGUGGAUAGAAAACAAUUGCCGAAAAGGCUGGUCAGAGCCAACUGGCCAUCAAGAAUGGUUGCAUGAAUAUUGGCAAUCGGGAACGGCGGAUUUUGCAACGUUAUCACAUGUCUCAGAAGAUGAAGAAGAAGAAGAAGCUGGAAUUUGGUGGCAAAGACUGACAAAAUUUGCCAGACACUCACCCGCUGACAUGAUGAAUAAAAAUUAACACAAUUGUACUUAAUGCAAAUCAAAAAGUUGUAAAAAAAAUAUAGA